CGGCGGAGGACAAGAGGCUUGCGGAGCGGAGGAAAGGUUUUGCAGUGUGUGAGACGCAGCCGGUGUACCUGCGAGUCAAAGACCUGCGGGGCUCCAGGGACAUGGCGGCGGCCUCUUCGGUGUCGGUGCUGCUGGUGGCGGCGGAGAGGAGCCGGUGGCAGCUUGUCCCGAGGCUGCUGCCGCCGCCGAGGAGAGGGCCUUGGAAGCAAAGAACCGUGAAGUAUGCCACAACCACAGGACAAAAAAUUACCAAGGUCCUCAUUGCCAACAGAGGAGAAAUUGCCUGCAGGGUGAUGCGAACAGCUAAAAAAAUGGGUGUACAGUCUGUGGCUGUUUAUAGUGAGGCCGACAGGAAUUCCAUGCAUGUAGACAUGGCAGAUGAAGCAUAUUCCAUCGGUCCUGCUCCCUCUCAACAGAGCUACCUUUCCAUGGAGAAAAUCAUUCAAGUGGCCAAGAUGUCCACUGCACAGGCUAUCCAUCCAGGAUAUGGCUUUCUUUCAGAAAACGUGGAAUUUGCUGAACUAUGUAAGCAAGAAGGAAUUAUUUUUAUAGGUCCUCCUUCAUCUGCAAUUAGAGACAUGGGUAUAAAGAGCACAUCCAAAUCCAUAAUGGCUGCUGCUGGAGUGCCUGUCGUGGAAGGGUAUCAUGGCGAGGACCAGUCGGACCAGUGCCUGAAGGAGCAUGCUGGGAGAAUCGGUUAUCCUGUCAUGAUUAAAGCCGUGCGUGGUGGGGGAGGAAAAGGUAUGAGGAUCGUUAGAUCUGAAAAAGAAUUUCAAGAGCAGUUAGAAUCAGCACGAAGAGAAGCUAAAAAGUCUUUCAAUGAUGAUGCUAUGCUGAUUGAGAAGUUUGUGGACACACCAAGGCAUGUGGAAGUCCAGGUGUUUGGCGACCACCAUGGCAAUGCUGUGCACUUGUUUGAAAGAGACUGUAGCGUCCAGAGGAGACAUCAGAAGAUCAUUGAGGAGGCCCCAGGGCCUGGUAUUAGACCUGAAGUAAGAAAAAAGCUUGGAGAAGCUGCAGUCAGAGCUGCUAAAGCUGUAAACUAUGUUGGAGCAGGAACUGUGGAAUUUAUUAUGGACUCAAAGCACAAUUUCUACUUCAUGGAGAUGAAUACAAGGCUGCAAGUGGAACAUCCUGUUACUGAGAUGAUCACAGGAACUGACUUGGUGGAGUGGCAGCUUAGGAUUGCAGCAGGAGAGAAAAUUCCUUUGAGCCAGGAGGAGAUAACUCUGCAGGGCCACGCCUUUGAAGCUAGAAUAUAUGCAGAAGAUCCUAGCAAUGACUUCAUGCCGGGGGCUGGACCAUUAGUGUACCUCUCCACUCCUCAAGCAGACCUUUCCACCAGGAUUGAAACCGGAGUACGGCAAGGAGAUGAAGUUUCAGUGCAUUAUGACCCCAUGAUUGCAAAGCUGGUCGUAUGGGCUGCAGAUCGCCAGGUGGCCUUGACGAAGCUGAGGUACAGCCUUCGUCAGUACAACAUUGUCGGACUGCACACCAACAUUGACUUCCUCCUCCGCCUGUCUGGCCACCCGGAGUUCGAAGCAGGGAACGUGCACACUGAUUUCAUCCCUCAACACCGUGAAGAACUGUUGCCGCAUCGGAAGGCUGCCGCCAAAGAGGUUUUGUGCCAGGCAGCUCUGGGUCUCAUUCUCAAGGAGAAGGCUAUGUCUGAGGUUUUCAAAAUGCAGACACAGGAUCAGUAUUCUCCUUUUGCAUCCAGCAGUGGAAGAAGACUGAAUACCUGUUACACCAGAAACGUGACUCUUAGGGAUGGUAAAAACAAUGUAGCCAUAGCUGUAACAUAUAACCAUGAUGGGUCAUAUAGCAUGCAGGUUGAAGAUAAAACUUUCCAGGUCCUUGGUGAUCUUUGUAGUGAGGGAGACUGCACCUACCUAAAAUGUUCUGUUAAUGGAGUUGCUAGUAAAACGAAGCUAAUUAUCCUGGAAAACACUAUUUACCUAUUUUCCAUGGAAGGAAGUAUUCAGAUUGACAUUCCAGUCCCCAAAUACUUGUCUUCAGUGAGUUCAGAAGGAACUCAGGGAGGGACCAUAGCUCCUAUGGCUGGAACCAUUGAAAAGGUGUUUGUGAAAGCUGGAGACAAAGUCAAAGCUGGAGAUCCUCUCAUGGUUAUGAUCGCCAUGAAAAUGGAGCUUAUCAUAAGGGCUCCAAAGGACGGCACGGUCAAGAGUGUGUUCUACAAAGAAGGUUCUCAGGCCAAUAGACACGCUCCUUUAGUCGAGUUCGAGGAGGAAGAAUCUGACAAAAGGGAAGCAGAAUAAACUCCAUCAAAGAAAUGGCCAAUUAAGCAGUAUCUUAAAUAUCGUCUCUCUUCACCAAAAACAGAAAGUGCCUUCCUGCUUUUCUGGGGUCUAAUGAACAGUUUUACUGAAUGAUUGUGCUAACACCCUUUCAUACUGGAAAAUCAUGCACUUGGGUCACAAAUACAAUAAAUCAUCUCAAAAUAUUUCAUAUUAAUAAAAUUGACUUAUACUUUUUUAUUGAAAGCUAA
This is a messenger RNA of Equus quagga, 2509 nucleotides long. RefSeq names its product methylcrotonyl-CoA carboxylase subunit 1 (gene MCCC1). NCBI's taxonomy places the organism in Eukaryota, Metazoa, Chordata, Mammalia, Perissodactyla, Equidae. The transcript is spliced from 19 exons. Gene Ontology annotation, molecular function: ATP binding; methylcrotonoyl-CoA carboxylase activity; metal ion binding. Gene Ontology annotation, cellular component: mitochondrion. The record is from RefSeq and is a predicted model, not a curated record. The coding region runs from base 102 to 2279 and encodes 725 amino acids.